AUAUAGUCUCAGAAAUCAAUGUCGUGUAAUAAAAUUAUUUGUUUGUCGAUGCCGAAAUUACAGCCGCGCCUGCGCCUGCCAGGAAGACUUUGUCAGUCCGAAGCUGAGCGACGGGAUGAGGAGGAGAGAAUCAGAAACGAACUGGGAAUCGAGCCAAGGGACGUGGUAGUGUUCGUACGUACCGUUUACAUCAACGCAUCGAUUUUCUAUUUCUUUCUACUGGUGCUCGUGCUGCUCAUCUCGUCGCUUGGCUUCAAGAUAUCCGAGAUCCUGCCGAUUCCGCCGUAUAUAUAUCUGGUUGUGGCCUACAGCCUCCUGGCAUGCAUUGCUUACAUAGGGCCUAGGCGUUUGCCGGCCUCUGUGGGCUGGGCCCUGGUCCUCUGCAUAGUACUGCUCCUGUCGCUGUUCACUAUAUACUACACAUAUAACUUCGGCUGGAUCCGCUUGAUCAUAUGCAUAUUGUUCUCAGGCGCUGUAAUACAUGGUUUGGUUGUGGCGGGAGCCAAGUGCCGAAAGUCGUGCCUGCCAAACGCCCUCGUCUAUGCAGUGAUCGUCUUCAUCUGUGCUAUGGGAAUCAUUGCGACGUUAGUUUUAUGCCUUAUCGAGUUCCAGAGAUCUUUCGUAGUGAGCCUGUUUAGCUUCUUGGCCAUUCUGGCGAUGGCCGCCACCCUAAUGCAGUCGCAGUUUAUCCACUGCCGCACGCACUACGUCCCCCUUGGCCUUGAGCUCAUCUGCGCGCUGGGACUCUUCGUCAGCAAGUGGACCAUGCUAGUGUGCGCCCUUCUAUUCGCUCACACCACUGAUAUGCAGUCAUUGAAUUUGAUAAGUUAAAGAUG
This is a messenger RNA of Drosophila kikkawai, 836 nucleotides long. RefSeq lists its product as uncharacterized. NCBI's taxonomy places the organism in Eukaryota, Metazoa, Arthropoda, Insecta, Diptera, Drosophilidae. The record is from RefSeq and is a predicted model, not a curated record.